Juglans regia (Persian walnut) is the source of this 3333-nucleotide messenger RNA. Its product is annotated as receptor-like protein EIX2. The record is from RefSeq and is a predicted model, not a curated record. The coding region runs from base 70 to 3141 and encodes 1023 amino acids. NCBI's taxonomy places the organism in Eukaryota, Viridiplantae, Streptophyta, Magnoliopsida, Fagales, Juglandaceae. The transcript is spliced from 2 exons. Gene Ontology annotation, molecular function: protein binding.
UAUUGUUAUCACACCACUCCUAUAGAUAAACUAGGUAUUGCUUGAUUCAGCCUUGAAAGUAACUUGAUCAUGGGGCGCUACGGCUCCCAUAUCAUCCUUGCGCUUGCUGCUUUCUUCCUUCAAAUCUCAUUCUUGUGUUGGGGUGCAACCUCUAGUCUUGGCUGCAUAGAAGCAGAGAGACUGGCUCUUCUGGAGUUCAAAGACAGCCUCGUCAAUGGCAGCCUGAAUCGGCUCUCUUCGUGGACAGGCAAAGAUUGCUGUACAUGGGAAGGAAUUGGCUGUAACAAUGACACCAGAAAUGUUAUCAAGCUUGACCUCCGCAAUCCGGUUCAUGCAGAUUCGAAUGGAUACUUCAUUGAAGUUUCCAAUCAAUUAAAAGCCAAAGCCGUCAACUCAUCUUUGUUGGAGUUGAAAUAUUUGGAGCACUUGGACUUGAGCUGGAACGAUUUCAUGGGAAGCCCUGUUCCCACUUUCUUUGGUUCAUUGCAAAGAUUACGAUAUCUUAAUCUGUCUAAUGCACGCUUCAAUGGAGUAGUUCCUGAUCAACUCGGUAUUCUCUCUAGGCUGCAUGAUCUUGAUCUUAGUAGCGGUCCAAGUGAAUAUGAUUUUCAGCUCUCAGUCCGUAACCUUCAAUGGGUUUCCCGUCUUUCAUCUUUGCGACGCCUCGACUUGAGCUGGGUGAAUCUUCAGAACGCCUCUGACUUGGUUCAGGUACUCAACAAGCUUCCCUUUUUGGUUCAUUUACGCUUGUCAUCGUGUGGUCUUGGAAAUCAUGUUGAUCUGUUCCAUGAUUAUGUUAAUUCCACGUUUCUUGAGCACUUUGAUGUUAGUGUAAACAAACUUCAAGGUCCUAUCCCUGAUAUUAUUCAGCACAUGAGCGCGCUCAAAUUCCUUGAUCUUUCAACCAAUAUACUUGAUUCUGCAAUUCCUCUGUGGUUGGCUGACCUGAAAAGCCUUGUGCAUCUCAAUCUUGGCUAUAAUAACUUAAGUGGUGAAAUCCCAAAUGCUUUGGGAAACCUUGCUCCUCUCCUAGUCCUAGACUUGUCUUUUAAUUCGUUUGUGGGAGGCAUACCAAGUUCUUUGUGGAAUCUUUGUAGCUUGAAAGUGUUAGAUUUAACCAUGAACAGAUUGAAUGAAACAAUACCAGACCCUUCUAAAGAUGCAUCUGGAUGCAUUGGAAGCAGUUUGGAGAAACUGAGUUUGAGAUGGAACAAGGUUAGAAGUCCUUUGCCCGAUUGGUUUUCGCAGUUUGAGAAUCUAAAAAUCCUUGAUCUUGCAAACAACUCAUUCUAUGGUCCGAUUCCAGCAUCAUAUGGAAGAUUGUCCAACUUGAGAAUGUUGGAUUUUUCUCACAAUCAUCUAAAUGGAACAGUUCCAGAAUCUUUUGGGCAACUUUCUUUGCUUGAGAAAUUACUCAUGUCCACCAAUUCCUUGCGAGGAACCAUGUCCGAACUCCACUUUGGUAACCUCUCAAGAUUAGAAGAAUUAGACAUUAGUGUCAACUCUCUGGUUCUGCAAGUAAAUCCUGACUGGGUGCCCCCAUUUCAACUCAAUUACAUAAACAUGAGGUCUUGCAUUAUUGGGCCUCAAUUUCCUGCUUGGCUUCAAAUGCAAAAAAGGAUUACCACAUUAUAUCUAUCUAACACAAGCAUCUCGGAUGUUCUGCCUCACUGGUUUCCCAACCUGAAAUUCUCCUAUUUGGACUUAUCCUUCAACCACAUCAGGGGCAGGCUGCCAACAUUUUUGAAGCCAGAUUCUGUCUACAUGAAUCUGUACUUGAGUUCAAACAAAAUCGAAGGCCCCCUGACAGCUUUUCCUUCUAUUCUGAACAGAUUGGAUCUCACUGACAACUUAAUAUCAGGUCCGAUUCCACAAGAUAUAGGCAACAUGACACCUACAUUGGACAAUUUACUCCUAUCUGGCAAUCAAAUAACUGGUUCUAUUCCAGAGUCAUUGUGCAAAAUAAAUACCCUGCGAGUUCUUGAUCUCUCAAAAAACAGGCUAUAUGGUGAUAUCCCAGAUUGCUGGAGCGAUUUCAAGAUUUUGGUUGUUCUAGAUUUUUCAGCCAACAAUUUUUCUGGGGUCAUCCCAAUCUCAUUAGGAAAUGCAACAUCAUUGCAGUCUUUGCACUUGAGCAAUAACACUCUCCAGGGAGAGCUGCCAUCAUCCUUGAGAAAUUGUACAAGCAUGGUUAUUUUAGACACUGGUGAAAAUGGAUUAUCUGGAAAUAUACCUAGAUGGAUUGGAGAGAACAUGUUGAGCCUUGAAAUUCUUCGCCUACGAUCAAAUAAGUUUGAUGGCACUAUUCCUUUAGAAAUCUGCCGCCUCGCUGAGCUUCAGGUACUUGACCUCGCGCACAAUAAUCUAUCAAGAACAAUUCCUACUUGUUUUGGCAAUUUAAGGGGCAUGACAACAGGGGUCAAGACAAGUGAUAUUGGUAUCUAUUUAUGGUCAACAACGUAUGGAGAAAACAUGGUUCAGUUCAUGAAAGGGAGACAACUUGAGUACACCAAGACGCUGAAGUACCUAAUUAACAUGGAUCUCUCGAGUAAUACACUGAUGGGAACCAUCCCAGAAGAGUUGGCAAUCCUUGUACGACUACGUGGCUUGAACUUGUCCAAUAAUCAGUUGACAGGGAAUAUGCCUGCCAUGAUUGGCAACAUAAGAUCAUUAGAAUCUCUGGACUUGUCUAGAAACCAGCUUUCUGGCUCAAUUCCACCAAGCAUGUCUGCCCUGACUUCUCUAAGCCAUUUGAACUUGUCCUACAACGACCUGUCAGGAAGAAUCCCAUCAGGCAAUCAGCUGCAAACCCUGGAUGAUCCUUCCAUUUACAUUGGAAACUCUGAACUAUGUGGCUUUCCGUUACCAAAGUGUGCAAGCGAUGAGCCACCUCCAUCUCCCAAAGAAGUUGAAGAUGAAGGAAAUGGAUCUGAAAUGAAAUGGUUUUACAUCUCUAUGUCUGCAGGGUACGUGACUGGGUUAUGGGGAGUUCUAGGUGUCAUGCUAUACAAGAAGAAUUGGAGAGAUGCAUAUUUCAACUUUGUGGAUGACGUCAAAGAGAAGACAAUCUCAGCAUUUAGGAAAAAGGAAGCCACACCAAGUAGAAGGUCCAGGAGCAACCACAUGGAAUGGAGCUGGUAAGCAUUCAGGAUGAAGAUCCAAGGUGAAGUAUUGGAGACAAGGUAUCAUCUAUCAAUGAGGUAGUAGCAGCUGUACUGAAAUUCCAAGUAAACAGAAAUGAAUGUAUUCCAGCAUCACAGUACAUAGAAAAGCAGUGUAUUGCCUGAUUUUGGGAGUGUUAAGGUCAAGUGGGCAAGUACCCGUUUUGCUGUC